Messenger RNA from Xiphophorus hellerii (green swordtail), 7072 nucleotides. It is a transcript of the gene zfyve28, whose product is annotated as zinc finger, FYVE domain containing 28. Gene Ontology annotation, biological process: negative regulation of epidermal growth factor-activated receptor activity. Gene Ontology annotation, cellular component: early endosome membrane. Lineage: Eukaryota; Metazoa; Chordata; Actinopteri; Cyprinodontiformes; Poeciliidae. The record is from RefSeq and is a predicted model, not a curated record. The transcript has 15 exons. Gene Ontology annotation, molecular function: metal ion binding. The coding region runs from base 337 to 3291 and encodes 984 amino acids.
GUUGUCAACGUGACCGUCAUGAAGUAACGUUAACUGGGGGACAGAACAGAACAAGCGGAGCAGAUCCGUCAGUCGGUUAGUGUCCGGGGGAAGGAGGCAGACUGAGCGUCGGAAAAGAGGAAAAAUGGGAAUAACUCCCCGUAGAUGUGCUUUGUUCCGGUCCACAUCCACGGUGUAGACUCGGAGAACCAACCGUACACCGUGUCUGGUUCUCCGGCUGACAGCGGAUCCGCCGCAGCUAGCUGGGUUAGCAGCCCGCCGUCACCGUGAGGCUCCCGACCGACCGGGCGGGCGGCAGAGGAGAGCUGAGGGGGGGCUGUGACAAAGGAAGGAGCCAUGAACCGCUUCAGAAAGUGGCUCUAUAAACCCAAGAGGACGGACCCGCAGCUUCUGGCCCAGUUCUACUAUGCCGACGAAGAGCUCAACCAGGUGGCCACUGAGCUGGACAGCCUGGACGGCAGGAAGGACCCUCAGAGAUGCACGCUGCUGGUCAACCAGUUCCGGUCCUGCCAGGACAACGUGUUGAACAUCAUCAGCCAGAUCAUGGAUGAAUGUAUCCCCAACGACCGCGCCAACAGAGACUUCUGCGUCAAAUUCCCCGAGGAGAUUCGCCAUGACAACUUGGCGGGACAGCUGUGGUUCGGAGCUGAGUGUUUGGCUGCAGGCUCCAUCAUCAUGAACAGGGAGAUAGAGAGCAUCGCCAUGAGACCCCUGGCGAAAGACCUGACGCGCAGCCUGGAGGAGGUGCGUAGCAUCACCAGAGACCAGGCCCUGCGAGACCUCAACUACUACACAGACCGCAUGAAGGACGCUUUACGACAUUUCGACAGCCUUUUCGCUGAGUUUGAGCUCAGCUACGUGUCAGCCAUGGUGCCUGUGAAAAGUCCCAAAGAAUACGACGUGCAGCAGGAGGUGAUUGUCCUCUUCUGUGAAACUGUUGAACGGGCACUCAGGCUGGGCUACCUCACCCAGGACAUGAUCGAUGACUACGAACCUGCUCUGAUGUUUACCAUUCCCAGACUGGCCAUUGUUUGUGGGCUGGUCGUUUAUCCUGAGGGACCUCUUAACCUCGACCGGAAAUCUGAGGACAUGUCGGAGCUCUUCAGGCCUUUUCGCACUUUAUUGAAGAAAAUCAGAGAUCUCCUGAAGACUCUGACUGAGGAGGAGCUGCUGAGUCUGGAGAAGAACCUGUGCAUCUCCCAGGACGGGGAGUUGGCCUCAAACGGCAUCCCGGUUCCGGUCCAGGAGAACCCGUCUUCCCACAGCCUCGCCAACGACGCCUCCAACGGGCAGGGCAGCGGGGAAGAAGACCCGCUCCCCGUGUUCGUCUCCCCUGAUCAGGACAAGGAGUUGGCGGAGGUGGAGAGCUGCUGGGAGGAGGUGGAAACCCAAAACGGCGAGGAGGAGCCGGAGCAGGGCCUGCUGUGUGAGGAGGCGGAGGAGGCGGAGCUGGCCUGCUCCAUGCAGUACGACGAGGAGGAGCUGGAGCAGCUCAACAUGAUGGUGUACAGGGUGGGGGACGAAAUGUCCACGCUGCUGUCCCCGCCCAGCCAGGGCCAGUCCCCGGCCCGUCGGCCCAGCAGGGGGGAGCCCGCCGGCUCCAGCGGGGCCUCCAGCACGCAGGCAUCGCCACGCAGGAUGGCGGCGAACCGAAUCAGAACCGGCGUCUACGUGGAGGAGGAGGAUCGGGUUUUCUUCAUGGAGGACGUCGACGCGGCAGGAGACGGCAGCUGCAUCGUGUCUCCUAAAGCCCUGCCUAAAGGAUCGACGCCUCCACUGCAGCAGAAACCCGGACCCGGUUCUGGUAUCAACGGAUGGAGCUCUGCGACUACGUCAGAGCAGCCCUGUCCCACGGCAAAACGCCCCCUCUGCUCCCACGUCCCCCGCAAUGAGCCGCUGCCUUACAGCAACGGCUGGGACAGGGGGUUAGAAGGCACUGCGUCGGAAACGGCGGAGGUCAUCGCCCACCGCAUGGGCGGGAUGAAGCUGUCGGCCACCGUCAUCUUCAACCCGCGCUCACCCAGCCUGACUGAGCUGGCUGUGGACAAGCUGCUGCUGCCCCGGCCCGCUGCAUCUGAGAUCGAGCCCUGCGGCCCCCUAGUGGCCACUCACUGUCUGCUGAACUCCUGCGUGUGCUGCGGGAGCUGCGAGGACGCUCAUGAAGACGGCGGCGUCGCCUCGGAUACCGCCGGCUUGGAGCUGGGCCUGGCUCUGGGUCUGGACAAACACUGCAAGAGGCCGGCGUCCAGCGCCGUCAUCCAGUCCGCCGCCUGCCAGCUGCCGCCGCGCGCCCACCAGCGGUUCGCUAAGGGCGAGCUCGCCCAGCAGACUUCCCCGUCCGCCCGCUGCCCUGGGGAUCUGCCAGCGGAGCGCUCAGAUUCGCUGCUCUGUGACAAGUGCUUGGUGGCUCCAGGUCGGGGCUCCAGAGGAGGCCAGGGAGUGUCAACGUUCAGCCGCCAACUGAGCCACGACAGGAGGCAGCAAGCCGGCGAAGCCCAGCAGCGAGAGAACAACCUGGACAACGACAGGAUAGACAAUAAGGAGCCCAAGGAGGACAUUAGGAGAUGCUUCAGUUUUCAGAAGUCGCCCCUCAGCUCUGUGUCAGGUAGUGACUGCGACAGUGUGUCGGUCACCACAUGUAGUCUGUCGAGCAGUGCUUACACUCCAAGCCCCGUCAGCAGCCUGACUCCGAGCUCAGGGACGUCGGAGGACCUGGACCAGCAGGAGAUCAGGCUGGCGCUGCAGGACGCCAGGGUGGCAGCGAGGAGCAAGAUCCGCUCCCGGUUUCACAGCAGCAGUGACCUCAUCCACCGUCUCUUCGUUUGCAUAUCAGGCGUCGCCGAUCAGCUGCAAACCAACUACGCCAGCGACCUGCGAAGCAUCCUGAAGACUCUCUUUGAAGUAAUGGCGACGAAGUGCGAGCAAGGAGACAACAAUAAGCAAAAAAAGGUAGGCCCCGUUCUGCGCAGUGCGGUGCUGGAGGAUUGUGCUCUCUGUCAGGAAACUAUUUCUUCAUCAGAAUUGGCAGCCAAAGCCCGGGAAGGACAGUUCGAAGAUCCCCCAGACUGGGUCCCCGACGACGCCUGCAACUCCUGCAUCACCUGCAAGGCUCCCUUCACCGUCAUUCGCAGGAAGCAUCACUGUAGGAGCUGUGGAAAGAUCUUCUGCUCCCGCUGCUCAUCCCACUCGGCUCCGCUGCCGCGGUACGGCCAGGUGAAGCCCGUCCGGGUCUGCACCCACUGCUACAUGUUUCAUGUCACGCCUUUCUACAGCGACAAGCCCGCCAUCUGAUCCCAGGUCAGAACCAAAAAGCACACCGUCUGCUCCAAGAGCAUAAUAUGCAACGGACAGAUUCACUCCAUAGUGCUCCAGAUAAACCUUAAAGGUCAUGAUUGUAGUUGCUGACCUCAGCCGCAGGGAGCGGAGAGUCCAUCCCAGAACCUCGGGUCUGAUUGUAGGAAUGCCGAGGCGUCAGCAGAACUGAAAGUCCAGUCGCUCUGCAGUCUGCUUCACAGAAUCAGAACAUUUUUCUCUUCUGCAGGUGUGAAUAAUCAAGCUUCCUGUUUGCUUCUGUGAGCUUCCCACAUGUGUCCCGGUGCUGGCGCUCCAACAGAACUCAGAUCAGUAGAGCUGGGCGAUACGGCUUCAAAAUUUAAUCUGAGAUCUGGUUUCCAAUUUUUUUCUUUUCUAAAAAAUAAAUUAAUAUUUGUAUUUCAAUUAUCUGUUCUGCAAGCUGUACGACAGUAUCAGAGCCAGGCUACAAAAUAUUUUUUUAAUUAUGAGAAUAAUAUAAUGUUAGCAGAAUAAUGACACAAUUUUACCAAAAGAACAUCUUAAAAUUACAGGAAAAUACAUUUUAAUGAGAAAAGACUUCUAUUUAUCAGGAUCUGACAUGAGCACAUCAGUUUGUUGUUCUAAAUAGAAACAUUAACUUCAAAGUCCUGCUACUGAUACUAAUUUAAUGCUGACAUGUUAAAAAAUUGUAUUAUUUUCACAUCUUAAACCGAUACUAAAGUAUAACUUCACAAAAUGCUGAACAUUUUAAUUUUUGUUUCUUUUCAUGCCAGAGUUUUUAUUAAAUUACAAAUUCAUCCUUCUAAAAUGACAUCUUUAUUCUGGUAAUACUUCAACUUUAUUGUUGUACGACUCUAUUCUGGUAAUAUUAUGACCUUAAUUUUAAAUGAAAUUGUAGCCUGGCCCUAAUAUUUCAUCGUAGAGUUAAACUGAAUUCAAAAUCCAAAUAAAUAGAAGCUUUAAACAUGCUUGUCAAACAAGAUGGCCGCCCUGGCCGCGCUCACGUCUGAAUGAUAGAAACCCCAGGAACACAUUAGUAAAAAAAAUCCAGAUUUCCCAAAAAAUUAAUCUUCAAAAGCCAAGAAUCCAAUUUAUCGAUCAAAUCGAUUUAUUGCCCAUCCUUACGGGUCGGAUCAGACGAAUGUAAGUCAACCACCAUGUAAAUAAUGAUUCUAUCUACAAGCAACAGAGCCACUAAACAAACUCAGCAGGCUGAAACUGAAACACAGGUAUCUUUUGAUAUGAGCUUUGUGAGGAGUUUAGUUUUUUCUAACGUGAUGAAUGUCUAACUGUGUUUGGGAGACGAAGUCUGGAUCGUAACUUAGCAUCGAGUUUGUUGCACUGAGAAAAAACAUAAAGUCUUACCACAUAUUUUUUACUAAUUUCUAGUUCAAACAUUUUGGUACAUUUGAAGUGAGACAAAACUAACUGAAAAGUAACUUUUUAGCAAAAUAGAAGAGCUUGUUUUAAGUCAAUAAUUCCUUAAUAUUGAUGAAAAAUAAUAGAUCCAGUGGCAGAGUGUUUCACUUAAAACAUGGGAAAAUGUUUUGUUAUGAAUUAAAUAAUCUGCCAGUAGUGCUAGAACUUUUUCAUUGCUAGUAACGAAUUAUUGACUUGAAACAAACUCUUACAUCUUGCAGAAAAGCUACUUCUAAGUUACUUGAUGUAUUAUUUUACGUGUACUAAGAUAUUUGCGAUUAGGGCCGAUGAAGACUGACAGAAAAACUGAGGAGUACAUUUCCGAGAAAAAAGCUGAAACUUUGAGAUUAAUUUCAGAAUUUUUUUAAAGAAAAAAGUACUUGCAAAUUUCUUUGUUGAAAAGUUGAAAAUUAAAAAAUAAAAAAACUCAGAAAUUCUGAGAUUAAUUUUAGUAAUCUUUCUGAAAGAAACUUGAAUAUUAGUUGAAAAUUAUCUAGAAAAUAAAAUCAAAUUCUGAGAUUAAUCUCAGAAAUUUUCUACAAAAAAGCUCAGAAAUUUCAGUUUGAAAUGUCAAACAUUUUCUAUGAAAAACUCAGAAAUUUCUGCGUUUGAAAAGUUGAAAUUGGCUUAAAAAAAGUCAUGAAUUUUGGAGAUUGAUCUCAGAAUUUCUGAAUUUGUCUUGGAAAUUUACUCCUCCUCCUCUUUUCAUUUUUAUUUAUUGUACAACGUUGGCCCUGAUAUGCAGUCGGAUAUUUGCAGUAGAAACUAGACCAAAAUACUCAGUAGGAUUUUGUGAUUUUGCAGAGCAUCCCUUCACUGCGGUUAACCUUUGACCUUUUGGAGCUCAAACUCUCAGGUGCAGCCUUGCAGGAAUACAGGGCUGCCCAUCUUUCUUCACUUCCUCGUCGCUUUAUUGGUGCAAUAUUGUUGAUUGCGACGCUUCUGCACACGAUGAGACAGACCUCUGAUAUUUUGGUUGCAGACAUUUUUCUUUCAGAAACAUUUGUGUUCAAAAUAACAGCAAAAUAAAAACUAAUUCUGGUAUAAAUUAUACUAAUAAUUUACUGUGAAAUGCAGCAGAGCAAAAUAAACCAACAGACACAACAAUAGUAACACACAGAGCUGAUUAUUCUGAAUGUUAGCAGCAGGUUGUAGUGAGUUGAAAUAGUUUUAAUAAAAGUUCAUUUUAGGAAGAAAAAUGUCAAAAAAUAAAAUGAAAUUAUUCGCUGAUUGAAAUCUUUGGGCAGUUUUCAAUUUGUACCAGGAGUGUACAAUUUUUUUUUUUGUUACAUGGACCAAAACCAUUUAGUGAAAAUCCCAAUUAGUAAAAUAAAAUAAAAUAAAGCAAAGUAGACAGACUUUUAUUAUUAUUAUUAUUAUUAUUAUUAUUACAGAUCCAAAAAUGUAAAAUAAUUUUUCACAUUUGUUUUAUUAAACAAACGGCGUCCAGUUUUCAGAUUUUUUUGGGCUUGAUUAAAGAAAUUAUUCUUGUUUAUAAAAGCAAGAUUUGGGUCACUUUCUUUCUUUAAUAAAAUAAAUAAAUGCUGAUUUGGGUGCAUCAAAGUCAACUUUUCAGUAAAAGUAAAAGUGGUUCUACAUACCAGAGAAAUUUGGUCCUAAAAAUAUGAAUUAUUUGUGUUUUACUCAACAUUUAAUAAUUCAAACCUGAUUAAAAAUAAAAAGUUUAAAGAAUAAAUUUGUAUCUUUCUUGAACAGCCGUUGGGGGCCCACAAAAAAGUAGCUCAAGGCCAGAAAUGGCCCCUGAGCUGCACUUUGAACACCUCUGGCUUAUAUACAUUAAAUAUUCCUGAAUUUCUGUAAAAAAUUUACACAUUUUUCUUCAUUUUUGAUUCAUAAUAGGGCAGUAAUCCUAAUGAAUUUGCCUGUAUGGAAAUUUUAAACACAUUGCUGUUAUUUUGGACACAUUUCUGUUUUGGUAACAAUAUAAAUCAUAUGUUUUUCUGAGUAAAGAUGCUGAUUUGAACCUCCAGUUAACACUAAGGAUAAGUUUUUAAUUUGUCCGUUCUGCUCUGACCUGAAGCAGCUUCUCAGGCUUUAAUCACCCUGCGACCCUCACUGCAUCUAAAAACACACAAACUUAACUCUGAAACACUAAUUUUUUCUUUUAUAAAGAAUGCAGAUAACAUGGAACUGUAAUUACUAUGAUGUAAAGACAAGGAAUCAUGCAGUAGUGAAGAGUGGGAUAUUCUGUUAUUUUUAUUAUUAUUUCAGAGCUUUGUCUUAUUUUGUAAAGCUCUUAAUUCGUUUCCAUAAGAGCUGUGUAAAAUAUUCAACAGAUAAAUAAUGUUAUAUAGUUUUAAAUGGGAUGUAUAUUGAAAUAAAUAACUUUUCUGUUUGA